Cannabis sativa is the source of this 966-nucleotide messenger RNA. RefSeq lists its product as uncharacterized. The coding region runs from base 1 to 966 and encodes 321 amino acids. NCBI's taxonomy places the organism in Eukaryota, Viridiplantae, Streptophyta, Magnoliopsida, Rosales, Cannabaceae. The record is from RefSeq and is a predicted model, not a curated record. The transcript has 2 exons.
AUGGAUAAAAUCAUCUCCUGGAACGUCCGAGGAAUCAACAGCCAGCAAAAGCAAAAUAUGGUCAAGCAUUUUAUUGCUAUUCAAAAAGUUGGUUUGGUUGGUCUCCUUGAGACGAGAGUUAAGGCUCCAAAGCUUGGAGCCUUAUAUAUGAACAUGUUUUCGGGUUGGUGUUUUACUACUAAUUUGGCUUGGCAUAAGGGAGGAAGGAUUAUCUUAGCUUGGAAUCCCAAUCAGUUCAUAGUGUGUAUCCUGACUUGCUCGAGUCAACUUAUCCACAUUCGGGUUACAACUUUUGAUGGUAAAUAUCAAUUUUAUGCAACCUUCGUAUACGGAUUUAAUGAUGAACAAGGAAGGCAACAAUUGUGGCAGGGUUUACAAGGUCUUUCUAGUACUGAUCCAUGGAUAGUAUUAGGGGACUUUAAUGACAUCCUUCAUAAGGAAGAAAGAAUAGGUGACAGAGUAAGAAUUUUGGCUAAUGAGGCCUGGAUGGAAUUAUUGGCAACUGCAGAAGCUAUCUUUCUCACAGAAGGCUUGUUUGAUCAUACACCUGUAGUGGUUUCUAUACACCCUGCUAUGGAGAGUGGAAGGAAGCCUUUCAAGUAUUUUAGGAUGUGGUCUUCCCAUCCUAAUUUUCAGCAGAUUAUCUUGGCAGUUUGGAAUCAACAUGUGCAGGGCAUAAAAAUGUACCAGGUUGUUACCAAGUUAAAAGCUCUUAAAUCUUCCUUCAAAGAGCUAAACAAAUGUCACUUUUCUGACAUUCAAGCAGCUGAUGUUAAAUCUAGGCCAGAUCUAUUUGAUUGUCAAACCAGACUCCAAAAAGAUCCAUUGAGUAAAGGGUUGCAAGAGCAGGAGGCUGAUUCUAGGAAGAUAUAUGCGGAUGUACACAAAAACUACUGCUCUUUCUUGCACCAGAACUCGAGAAUGGCUUGGAUAAAGGAUGGAAUGAAAAUUCUUGUAACACCCUAA